GGUAGAGGCUCGCUUUACUCUCGGAGUUGUGUAGACAUCUCCAAAUUUGCGCGCGGUGGGAGGGGUGUAACUGCUGGUGCUUCACAACUUAUACUGUACAGCGCACUCUGUUUUCCCUAUUCCAAUCAAUGAGUAUUGUUAUUGCCGGACUUCUAUCUGAUUGCCAGACACCUGAAACGCGUCUAUUCAACUUUGUUACAUAAAGGUGCCAUGCUGUUGGGGGUACGUGGAUGAGCCCCCCUUUCAGGAAGCAUGGCGUCGCCAGGAGACAGAGAUGCACUGGUGGAGAGGGGAUACAUCCCCCUGGACAUUGACAAUGUCCACAUGCUUCUGCAGGUGGAGCAAGAGCAAAUUCAGAAGAGAACCUUCACCAACUGGAUCAAUGCUCAGCUCUCGAAGAGGAUUCCCCCAUGCAUGGUGUUGGACCUGUUCAAUGAUUUCCGGGAUGGGUCCAAGCUGCUGGACCUGCUGGAGGUGAUGAGUGGCCAGCGGAUGAGUCGGGAGAGAGGCAGAGGCAUCUUUCAGCACAGGAGCAACAUUGAAACAGCCCUGUCCUUCUUGAAGAAGAAAUCGAUCAAACUGGUCAACAUUAACAUUCCCGACAUCAUCGACGGCAAACCAUCCAUCAUCCUUGGCUUGAUCUGGACAAUCAUUAUGCAGUAUCAUAUUGAGGAGCUGGCCAGCAGCCUGUCGUUCAGCUCCCGUCAGUCCUCUCUGGAGUCACUGGCCAGCCUGGACUCUCGCUCCACCCUGUCGGCCCGCUCUACUAGCAACAGCCCCGUGCCCCCCAGGGGCUCCCCCCUACACCAGCGUUUCCGCAUCUCUGCCAAGAAAGCUCUGCUGCUCUGGGUCAGGGAACAGUGCCACAAGGCUGGCUGUACUCUGAAUGUGAAGGACUUCAAGGCCAGUUGGCGGAGCGGUGUGAUCUUCCUGGCCAUCCUGUAUGCCCUGAGACCUGACCUGGUGGACCUGUCCAAGGCCAGAACCAGAACUAACCGGCAGAACCUGGAGGAGGCCUUCCGCACUGCCGAGCACGAGCUGCGCAUCCCCAGACUACUGGAGCCCGAUGAUGUUGAUGUGAGAGACCCAGAUGAGAAGUCCAUCAUGACCUACGUGUCCCAGUUCCUCCAGUACUCCAGAGACAUGCCUGUGACAGAGGAGGACAUGCAGAUGUACUAUAUGACUCCUCCUAAAAGCCUCUCUCCUGUCAACCUGCCCACUCACUUCACUCCUGCCAUCGCUGCCUCCCCUCUGCGCCAGGCUCGCCUGCUCCAACCCCUACUUAUGAGAUCAGCUCCUUGUCAAGAACCUGAACCCUCCAGAGCUGCUGCUGCAGCUGCGACCACAACCAAUCAGAAGACCCAGGAAGUGACCUGCUGGCUGUUGCAGGCCUAUCAGGAGUUACUGGAAGGCUGGGACUCCACAGAAGGCGAGAGCUAUGCAGAGAGAUACCAUGUGUUCCAGACCUUUGUGGUGUCCUUUAACGAGCAGCGUCGCCCCGUGAUGCCUCUCCUGACAGCCAUGAAGCGCACCCCCCAGCUGAGUGAGGAACAGAGGAACCUCAGGGGGGCUUGGGACGCCCUCGCCGAGAAGCUGCGUGAGUAUAAGACAGAGCUGGACCUUAGUCUGCCUGCUUCCCUGGACAUGGUGGGCCGCUGGCUGCUUAGGGCUGAGGGUGCGCUGGCUGAGGAGGAGGGGGACCCUCAGGACCACGCCCGCGCCGCCGAGGAGGCCAGGGAAAAAUUGGAUCUGCUAAAGACAUCCCUGGAUGAGAUGCCCCAACAACUUAAGAACUUUCAGAAGUUCCAGAAUAUGGAUGAAUAUGGAGCCAUCCUGGUGCCUACUGACAAACUGGAAGAGAUGAAGAGAAGGUUCACCAGUGUAAGAGUCACUGCCAAGUACCAUGGGAUCAAACUGGAGUACCAGGAGCAUCGGCACACAGUCCUGGACCUGCUGGGCCAGAUCAACAGCAAGCUCCGUGUCUGGAAGAGACCCUACAUAUCCCAGGAGGCUGUGCGUGUGCUGCUGCAGGACUGGCAUGAGUUAGUGGAUAAACAGGACCUACCAUCCUUGCUGGAGAGGGCUCUCCUUAAAUUGAAGCUUGUUGCAAGCAAAUAUACUAGCAAAUCUGCCCUAGCUACAGACUCCAAAUACAUAAUGUGCCAAGUGAAGGAGAUGGAGGAGGAGGGUGCUGUGGCUCUGGAGGGAGUGUCUACAGUGAAGAGCACUAUGGGCCGUGUGCUGUCUGCCUGGGACUCCUACUGUGACUGUUACAGCUCCCUGCAGGCCUGGCUGGAGCAGGCCUCAGCCUCCCACGCGCUCGCACAGAGUCCAGAGGUAACAUCUGAGAGUAUGUCAGAGUGGAGUUCCCGCCAGGCCCAUCUGAAUGAGGUGGGGAACUUCCUGGUCCAGCUGACUGACCCCAUGACCAGCCGAGCUCUGGCAGAUGACCUCUGCAAGCUCAACCUGCAUUGGGCGGACUUUAUCAAGAUAACACAAUUUGCUGUUGUAGCUGUGCCCAGCGGAGCCGCAGCCAGACCCCAAGACCUCCAGGCCCUCUUCAGAGAGGCCACCCAGAUCCUGAAGGAACCUGUGGAGACCAUGUCUGGGCCCCUGAGGACCUACACGAAGAAACUACAGUUCAUGAUGAGGAAGAUAAAGGAAGUGGAUAUGGAUGCCCUCUCCCCCUCCACAGAAUGCUCAGCUGAGACUCUACAGAAACUGAAGCUGGCUGUACCUGAGGUGAUGCAGACGCUGGUUGAGGCUGAGCAGGUGUGUGUGGAGCUGCAGCACAGUGUGUCUGGUCUGGACGGCCGCCUGGCAGAGCUCCUGCACUGGGAGACAGAGGCCCGGGACCUCUACCAGAUCCUGAAGGCAGGAGAACGCAGGGCUUCACGGUGCCAGGACCCCCGCGCCAGGGUGCUGAUCUCUCGUGGGCUGCAGCUGGAGGGUCAGGUGGUGACAGAGGAGCAGGAUCUGCAGGUGAUGGUGAUGACAGGACAGAAGAACUCUCCCCUCCAGUACCUCCUUGUCUCCACCAUGCAGGACAGAGUCAGAGCUGCCGUGGCUCAGUCACAGGAGGCAGUUGGGAUGCUGAGCUCUCUGGGAGCCAGAAGAGACAGAAGCCAAAGCCCCACAGAAGACCAGCCCCCACCCAAGAUCUUCAUCCAGCCUGAAGAGGGAACUCAACCCAAACAGCCUCAAUCACUCUCUCUUGCCAGGCAUGUAACUCAGGCCUUUGAUCAAUUAGCAUCUCAGCCUGAUGUGAAGCCACAGCCACAGUCCCAGCCUUCCCCUAAACCACAAGCUCAGGCCCAACACCCACCAAUACCACAGAUUAUAGUCCAGGAAUACAGAGAGAAGAAGGCAAGUCCCAGUCCUCCACUCCUGUAUUCCUAUGCACAAGCUGUGACUCAGUCAAAGGGCCGAGCACAGUCACCUCCAGAGCCACAGGUUGCUGCCCAGAGCAAAAAACACUCUCCACCCCUAACCCAGAAACAACCACUAGUGCAGCAACAGCCACUAUCUCAACAACGGCGUCCAACUCAGCAACAAGUACUCUCUCAGCAACAAGUACUCUCUCAGCAACAAGUACUCUCUCAGCAACAAGUACUCUCUCAGCAACAAGUAGUCUCUCAGCAACAAGUACUAUUUCAACAACAGGUUCUAUCUCAACAACAAAUAUCUGCUCAGCAGCAGGUUCAAAGCCAGAAACAGGCCCAACAACCAGCACAGGCCCAGAAACAGACUCCAUCUCAGCAACCGGAAAAGACACAGAAGCAACCUCUAACCAAGGAAGAGAUGCAGAGCCGGAAGAAUCAACCUCAGGCCAUGAAGAACCGACCCUGGCUCCAAAAGAAGGCCAAGGAUCAGGAUCAGGAUCAGGCUUCAGCCCAGGCUCCAUCCCAAGCUCCAGCCCAGGCUCCAUCCCAAGCCCCAGCCCAGGCUCCAUCCCAAGCCCCAGCCCAAGCUCCAUCCCAAGCCCCAGCCCAAGCUCCAUCCCAAGCCCCAGCCCAAGCUCCAUCCCAAGCCCCAGCCCAGGCUCCAUCCCAAGCUCCAGCCCAGGCUCCAUCCCAAGCCCCAGCCCCGGGUCCAUCCCAAGCUCCAGCCCAGGGCUUCUAA
This is a messenger RNA of Salmo salar (Atlantic salmon), 4122 nucleotides long. NCBI's taxonomy places the organism in Eukaryota, Metazoa, Chordata, Actinopteri, Salmoniformes, Salmonidae. The record is from RefSeq and is a predicted model, not a curated record.